Actinia tenebrosa (Australian red waratah sea anemone) is the source of this 5591-nucleotide messenger RNA. RefSeq names its product copper-transporting ATPase 1. Gene Ontology annotation, biological process: copper ion import; copper ion homeostasis. The record is from RefSeq and is a predicted model, not a curated record. Gene Ontology annotation, molecular function: copper ion binding; ATP binding; ATP hydrolysis activity. Gene Ontology annotation, cellular component: trans-Golgi network; plasma membrane. NCBI's taxonomy places the organism in Eukaryota, Metazoa, Cnidaria, Anthozoa, Actiniaria, Actiniidae.
UGUAUGUACAGCAAGAACAUGGCGUAGGUUGGCGGGAUGCCCUACUAAAAAUAAAACUUUGGAAGAACUCUAAAACAGUAAAACAUUUAAAAAACUGCAGCUGCAAUCGAUAGAUCGUACUUUAUUGCAUCAAUCAGUAACUUUGAAGAAAAGUUGGCAGUUUUUAUACCGUUCUGACGGGUGGUCAUCGACUAGGAUCAGAGCUCAAUCUAUAACAGCUCAAAAUUGUGAAUACAAGAUAUGAGCUAAUUUAUAUUCUGGGAGGCUGAUUCUGCAUUGAAUACACACCUGAUUACUGUCCAAUACUGUUGAUAAAGAUCUUGGAAUAUUUUAAGCAAUGGAGCCAAAGGUUGUUGUUAAAGAUAAAGCUGGGGUUACCCAAGUACAAGAUGGAGAUGACAUCAGUAAACUAGCCAUUAGUGACUACACACACAUCGCUUACAUUGCCGUCAAUGGCAUGACAUGUAAUUCUUGUGUCAAGACUAUUGAGAAAACCAUAUCACAAAUGAAUGGUGUCAAUGAAAUUAAUGUCUCCCUUGAGGAGAAAGAAGCACAAAUCAAGUUUAACGGCAAAGCAACCAAUGGUGAACUGCUUACACAAGCUAUAGAGGAUGUCGGUUUUGAAGCUACACUUCAAAGAGUUGUAGACAUUCUUACAAAAGAAAAUGCAUAUCAGAAAGAAAAGGAAACCUCUGAAGGUAUAAGUGAAAUAGAUCUUAAAGUCCUUGGUAUGACCUGCCAGUCAUGUGUGAAGUCUAUCCAGAAGGCGCUAUCUCAUACAUCAGGCGUGAAAAACUCAAACAUAUCUCUCCAAGAAGAAAAAGCAACUAUUAAAUAUGAUGCUUCAAUCACAACUCCCGAGAAACUACAGGAAGUGAUUGAAGAUAUUGGUUUUGAAGCUAUUCUCCCUAAAGAAAAUUCUGGGCUUCGAAAUGUCAUGAUAAAUGUAGAAGGAAUGACAUGUAAUUCUUGUGUCAAUACAAUAGAAGCAAAGAUUGGACAGAAAAAUGGAGUUCAAUCUAUAUCUGUUUCUCUUGAAAAGAAGCAAGUGCAGAUCUCGUACACAGCUGAAAAGAUGACUCCAGAACAGCUGGUAGAAGCCAUUGAGAACAUGGGCUUUGAAGCUCAUCUUCUGAAUGAUGGGGUCAACGAUGAUGACAAAGACAUCAGAAUGGCUGUCAUUGCUAUAGCGGGAAUGACAUGCAUGUCAUGUGUGAAAACCGUUGAGGGAAAGAUGUCUACUGUUCCGGGAGUUAUAAAUAUUAAGGUAUCUCUAGACCUUAGAAAGGCUGAUAUCAAGUAUGAUCCUGAGGUAACUACGCCUCAAGACUUGUGCAGUGUUAUUGAUGACAUGGGAUUUGAUGCUUCUCUUCCUUCUAAAGAUACAGAUAGUGCUUCAAAGGACUCUUUUGUGGCAAUGGCGACGCAGGAAGGUGAAGGAAAUUGGGGCAUAAGGUUUAGUAGUGCUACAAACCUAGCACCACGGUCAAAGAUGGAAGAUAUAGAAAAGAUUUACCUCCAUAUUGAGGGGAUGACUUGUGCUUCUUGCGUGGCUAGUAUUGAGAGGGCAUUAAUGAAGAAAAAAGGCGUAAAGUCAGUACUGGUUGGGUUGCUGGCACAAAAAGCAGAAGUGAAGUUCGCUAAAGGGGCCAUUUCUCCAGACGUAAUAGUCUGUCAUGUCAAUGAAAUGGGGUUCGUAUGUGAACUCAUGGAUAAGAAAGGACAAGGCGAGAAUACUGUGAAUAUAUUGAUAACUGGAAUGACAUGCUCAUCAUGCGUCCAUCUUAUCGAGUCCACGUUGAUCAAACGACCUGGUAUCCUCAAUGCUUCGGUUGCCCUGGCAACGAGUAGUGGCCGGUUUGUGUACGACACGGAAAUGACGGGUCCCCGAGACAUCAUCGAGGCUAUAGAGGGUCUGGGAUUCUCGGCUUCGUUGUCGUCAGGUGACAAGAACAAAGACAAGAUUGACCACAGUGCCUCUAUUAAAAAAUGGAGGAGAUCGUUCCUGUUUUCUCUCAUCUUUGGGUUUCCUGUGUUUUGUAUCUUCAUUACUUACGUCAUACUAGACGAGCUAGGCAAGAGGCCGCGCAACAAUGUCUUACCGGGAUUAUCUCUAGAAAACCUGCUUAUGUUUAUUCUAUGCACACCUGUACAGUUCCUUGGUGGUAGGCAUUUUUACGUCACUGCUUUCAAGGCUCUUAAACACGGUACAACGAACAUGGAUGUACUUAUCAUGUUGGCUACUACAAUAGCUUACGUCUACUCGAUAAUAGUCGUAGCUGUAGCUAUGUCGGAGCAAAGUGUUAACAGUCCUAUGACUUUCUUCGACACGCCUCCAAUGUUGUUGGUCUUCAUCUCGAUGGGACGUUGGAUGGAGUAUGUAGCCAAAGGCAAGACAUCUGAAGCACUGGCUAAGUUACUGUCCUUACAGCCAGCUGAUGCUGUGAUGGUUAAGCUCGCCCCGGGAACAUUGAAUGUCAUUGAGGAGAAGGUUAUCACUGUCGAUCUGGUUCAAAGAGGCGAUAUUUUAAAGGUCGUACCCGGUGCUAAAAUACCCGUAGAUGGCCGAGUAAUCCAAGGGACAUCAAUGGCAGACGAGUCUUUAAUCACAGGCGAAUCAAUGCCGGUACCCAAGAAGAUCGGAGACUCGGUGAUAGGUGGAACAAUCAACCAGAAUGGGUCGAUACUAGUAGAAGCAACCCACGUAGGGCAAGACACUACUUUAUCACAGAUCUGCAAGCUUGUUCAGGAAGCACAGACUUCCAAGGCUCCUAUACAAAAGUUUGCGGACAAGCUAUCUGGAUAUUUUGUGCCGGUGGUAGUUCUCAUCUCCGUUUUAACUCUAAUCGUAUGGCUCGUCAUGGGAUACGUCAAUAUCAAGCUGUUACAUAAGAAAUUCGAUCCGAAGGCAGACAACAAAGACGAGUUCAUUAUAGGAUUCGCCUUCCAGAUUAGUAUAACAGUACUGGCUAUAGCUUGUCCCUGCGCCCUCGGUCUUGCCACCCCGACAGCUGUGAUGGUCGGUACAGGGAUUGGAGCCCAGAAUGGUAUUCUUAUUAAAGGUGGAGAACCACUGGAGACUGCACACAAGGUGACUGCAGUAGUAUUCGAUAAGACAGGUACAAUAACUCACGGGACACCCGAAGUGAUUAAAACAGCACUGUUCGUUAAUCCCGAUGUAUGUAGCUUACCUCUAUUGCUGGCUGUAGCAGGGACGGCUGAGAACAAUAGUGAACACCCGCUUGGAGUAGCGGUCACUAAGUAUGCUAAAAAGGAGCUUAAUACUGAGACUCUUGGUCAGUGUACUGGUUUCGAGGCGGUACCUGGUUAUGGUCUCUCUUGUACCGUUACCGAUGUGGACGGACUGCUUAACGUGAGAGUUAAAAACGAACAGAAUAUCGAUGUUAUAAUAGACGGUAAAGUGACUGAUACAUUGCGGGACGUCUCUCUUAACGAAGAGGACAGUCCACCCAACCUUGACAGUGCAAGCACCAGUAACUAUAAAGUGUUGAUUGGUAAUCGUGACUGGAUGCAAAUGAAUGGCUUAGUGGUAACAGACGAAAUAGAAGAGGCCAUGCAAACACACGAACUGAAAGGACAAACGGCCGUACUCAUAGCUAUCGAUGGUAAACUGGUAGCAAUGAUGGCAGUAGCGGACACAGUCAAGAGCGAGGCACAAGCCACUGUAGCAACACUAAAGAGGAUGGGCAUUCGUGUCGUACUGCUCACUGGUGACAAUAAGAAAACUGCCAUGGCCAUAGCUAGUCAGGUCGGUAUUCAACAAGUAUUCGCCGAAGUUCUCCCAUCACAUAAAGUAGCUAAGAUCAAAUCCCUCCAAGAACGUGGCUUCAUCACGGCUAUGGUUGGUGACGGCAUCAACGAUUCUCCUGCCUUAGCCCAGGCACACGUAGGAAUUGCUAUAGGAACUGGUACUGAUGUAGCUGUAGAAGCAGCUGAUAUUGUUCUUAUCAAGAAUGACCUGAUGGACGUAGCUGCUGCAAUCGACCUAUCACGUGUGACAGUACGCCGUAUUCGUAUCAACUUCCUGUUCGCACUAUUGUACAAUAUGAUUGGUAUUCCACUUGCCGCUGGUGUCUUUGAACCGGUUGGUGUAGUACUCAAGCCCUGGAUGGCUAGUGCAGCUAUGGCUCUCUCUUCUGUCUCUGUUGUUGGUUCUUCAUUAUUUCUGAAACUAUAUAAAAAGCCAGAGCCUGAAGAAGGAAAACCCGGGUUUAGCCUUCCAUUCUCAUCAGGGUACAAAGCCAUCAGUACAAGUGACUCUGGCGAGAUACCUAAUACUGGUAUUGAAGGCAAAUAUAUUCCAAGACAAGAAAUGAAUAAUGAGUUCAUCUCUGACGACCCGUAAACGAGCACCAUCAGGAAAAAAACAAUUAUAGAUAAUUAAAUUAUAGAAAGUCAUUAUUCGACUAUAUAUUUUCAUGCGUGAUUUUAUUGUAGAUGUGAAUGACAUACAAAAUCUCAUUCAUCAAAACAACCGCAAAGUUAAAAAAGUUUUAUACUAGGUACCCAAUAGUUAUCAAACUCAAUAAUCAAGGGAAUACAUAGAGUACUAGGGGGUUUCUGUGGGUUGUAUCAGUAUUCCUUUAAAUCUCUCAUUAAAAAAGCGCAUUGCAUAAUUGAGGGCAGAAUCGAAAACUGAGCACACGAUACAUGCAUGUGUGCAAAAAUUUAAAGGGUUUUUAAUAAUUAUUUUGUCAUACUAAACUAUUUUGUUAAUAUUUCAGAUAAGUUAAUCCUAUAAUAACCAUUCUAAUUGGUUCAUUAGGACGUAGAUGUUGAUUGGUUUACCAGAGCGUAAUCCAUUUUAGUGUCAAACAACACCAUGCUAGCAAGCAUGAAGAUUAGUUGCCUUGUUUUCAACUCGGCCUUUGAUUGGUCUGUCGAUACUAUGCGUUUAUCUUGAAUUCCCAUUUCCACAGUAAUAUCCCCAUUCUUUUCCGCCAUGCAUUUUUUUUUUAGGUUUUUUUUCUCCUGUUUUUUUUUUUUUUUUUUUUUUUUUUUUUUUCCAACAAUUCCAAAAGCGCAGAUCUCUUCUUUUCUUUUGCUAUGACUAUUCCAGAGCAAAGAUCAAUGCAGUUGCGCAUCUUGAACUCUGUUUCAGUUGCCUUGUCUAAGUGAACAGGAAUUACUGUGGAAAUUUGACGCUUUUUCUAUAGGUGCCUCCUAUAAAAACCGGCAGACAUGAUACUGAAUAAGCCUGAAGCGAGAUGACGUUUUACCCCCGUCUCCAGACCAUAAACCUUUUCACAGUGCUUUUGUUCUUUAAUUAUGACUAUUGUUCCUGUAUUCUCUAAGGAAUCAAAAAUUUUAAUAUGAAAGAAUUUUAAAAACUAUUAUGGUAUAGAGUCGGGGGGUAAAACGUCAUCUCGCUUCAGGCUUAUUAUUAAUUAAAACUCGUUAUCAACGACAAAAUAUCUAAUACAUAUAUAUUAUAUUCUAGCCCAAUGGUAAAACGCCCAGGCAUCAGUCAAAAUAGGGUUAAAAAAUGCAUUAACAAUUUAAAAGCUACUGAGCUAAUAAGUAACAAAAUUGAUUUUAUUUCUAAUAAACUAUUUCAUAUAUUAACUGGC